AUGUCCUCGGUGUUUGGAAAACCCCGCGCGGGCAGCGGGCCGCAGAGCGCGCCCCUCGAAGUCAACCUGGCCAUCCUGGGGCGCCGAGGGGCCGGCAAGUCCGCCCUGACUGUGAAGUUUCUGACCAAGAGGUUUAUCAGCGAAUACGACCCCAACUUGGAGGACACCUACAGCUCCGAGGAGACUGUGGACCACCAGCCCGUCCACCUGAGGGUCAUGGACACUGCAGACCUGGACACCGCCAGGAACUGUGAGCGCUACCUGAACUGGGCCCAUGCCUUCCUGGUGGUGUACAGCGUCGACAGCCGCCAGAGCUUCGAGGGCAGCAGCAGCUACCUAGAGCUGCUCGCCUUGCACGCGAAGGAGAGCAGCUUCCCUGCCCUGCUGCUGGGCAACAAGCUGGACAUGGCCCAGUACAGGCAAGUCACCAAGGCAGAGGGUGUGGCCUUGGCAGGCAGGUUUGGGUGCCUGUUUUUCGAGGUCUCUGCCUGUCUGGACUUUGAGCACGUGCAGCACGCCUUCCACGAGGCAGUUCGAGAGGCACGGCGGGAGCUGGAGAAGAGUCCCCUGACCCGGCCCCUCUUCAUCUCCGAGGAUAGGGCCCUGCCCCACCAGGCCCCGCUCACCGCCCGCCAUGGGCUGGCCAGCUGCACCUUCAACACACUCUCCACUGUCAGCCUGAAGGAGAUGCCCACCGCGGCCCAGGCCAAGCUGGUCACCGUGAAGUCAUCCCGGGCCCAGAGCAAGCGCAAGGCACCUACCCUGACCCUCCUGAAGGGCUUCAAGAUCUUCUGAGGACCCCUCCCCAGGAACCCUGGGCUCGGUGGCU
Saimiri boliviensis boliviensis (Bolivian squirrel monkey) is the source of this 829-nucleotide messenger RNA. The record is from RefSeq and is a predicted model, not a curated record. NCBI's taxonomy places the organism in Eukaryota, Metazoa, Chordata, Mammalia, Primates, Cebidae.